ACAGCAUGAGGUAAUCAGAGACGUUACCGGCAACGUCUGAAAAAGGGUGUAGCAAACGUAGUUUCAGCUCAAAAAUGGGAUGGCGUAUGUGUGACAAUAGUAUUCCUUUAUUCAUGAUCAGAUCGGGGAACCUCUAUGUUUGUCCAUCGCUUUUGUUUUGACAGCUGACGAAUGAUAAUUUAGUACCCAGCAAUUAAGUUCAUACACUUGCCAGGGAUUGUGCAUAAAAGUUGUCUAAAAAGCAUGUAACGUAUAAUAAUGUUCACGAGUUGGACGUGACAUUCGUGUGCAUAAUAGCUCGUGAAUAAUGUCCGCGAUUAUAGAUGACAAGGUUGUCGCAGGUGCGAAAAGCUCAAACACUGUCAAAGAAGAUCCGAUAGUGGCAUUAACAGAAAGGGUGAAUGCUUUGUACCUCUUUCGAGAUCGCUACUUUGAAACACAUUCUAUUGACGAAGCUAUAAGGAAAAAUAGCGAUGUCGAGAAGGAGAUGAAGGACACACUGAGCAAGUUCGACGAGUGCAAGGGAUACGAAAUUGAUGGUUCACGCGCAAAUUAUUAUUACUUAAAGGGAAAAGCUCUGAAUGUUGUGGAUCGUUUCAUUCCACAAGCAGAGGAGCUCUUGAGCAAAGCUGUAAAAUUGGAGCCUAAAUUAAUAGAGGCAUGGAAUGAAUUGGGGGAAUGUUACUGGAAAAAUGAUGAUAUACAGCAGGCUAAAAAUUGUUUCAUCGGCGCCCUACCACAUGACAGAAAUAAAGUGUCGUUGCGCAAUUUGUCAAUGGUACUUAGACAAGAGCAGACUUCAUCUAUGGAACAGCGAAUAAAAAAUAUUCAGCAGGGAGUAGAGUAUGCCAAGGAGGCUGUGAGUUUGGACACAACAGACGGCAUAUCCUGGGCCAUAUUAGGAAAUGCUUAUUUAUCUUCCUUUUUUACAGUAGCACAAAGUCCAACUAUCUUACGUCUUUGUAUGUCAGCAUACAUGCAAGCGGAAAAAGAUAUCAUUGCCAAAAGUAAUCCCGACUUGUUUUAUAAUAAGGCAGUAGCCUUAAAAUAUCAAGAGGAAUAUAGCUUAGCGUUACGUUCUUUCGAAAAUGCGAUGGCACUAGAUCCAUUGUGGGAAACUCCACGUAACAAACGGGACGAAUUAUUACAAUAUCUUAAAGAUAUACAAAAUUCGAUCAAUAACAAUGGAUACGUAAAACCAAAACGGCUAUACCAAAUGAUACGGGCAUUGGAUAUUAAACAUUUAGGACCGUACAAGGGUGGAUCAUACACAUCUGGAGAGAAAUCUAUAAAGUUAGAGCUAAUUCCAUUAAAGGAAUUGGCUCUCGGAUUGAAUACAGAAAAAGUCGUGUUUGGUAAAGUGGUUUGUUGGAUACAAGACUCGGAUUGCGUCCCAUUCGCUUUCUGUCUCGUCGAUGAACAAAAGACUUGUAUCGUUGUUACCGUGUACAAUCUCGCUAAAGGCCGAGGAGUUACGGUCGGAGAUUCCGUCGGAAUCCCAGAACCUUUCGUCAUACAUCAGAAAUUUUCCUACAUGGACAAUGAUUUCGAUUACAAAUCUAUCCGCGUUGAGACACCAGUCGUACUCGUAGUUAACGGAAGAAAGUUAGGUCGAGAACAACAAGCUAGCGCAAACUUGCAUACUUUCAAAAAGACGAAUUGAGUCUAAAUGAAACAUGGUGAUCGAGCAUUGAAUCAUACAACAGCCAGGUAUAGAUGAUUUUCUAUCCUAUCCUUUUCCAAUAAGAGCAAAGAUAACGCAAAAAAGCUCGUUGAUAUACUUUAGUCCUUUGAUUUCCUCAAGUAUGCUGCGCAUGACAAAUAAGUUGAAAAUGAAUAUAUUUGAAAAAGUGUUACAUCGGCAAUAAUCAAAAAUAAUCUGCGACAUUGCUUAGAAUAUAUGCCAUGUUACAACAAUUUUAUAUUUUAUAACAACGUACAAGAAAAAUACUCACAUGGAGGUCUGAGACAUCACAUCUUUGAAAUCAACGAGAAAAGAUGUACAUGUUACUGUUUAUUGCGAUAUUAAUGCGAUAUUUGUGCACAAAAAAGGCGAUCACUGUAUCCGCCGAUUUAUAGAGCUGUAAGACUUUGCCCUCAUCUUUUAUG
Molecule: messenger RNA, 2109 nt
Organism: Harpegnathos saltator (Jerdon's jumping ant)
Lineage: Eukaryota; Metazoa; Arthropoda; Insecta; Hymenoptera; Formicidae
Product: tetratricopeptide repeat protein 5
Exons: 8
Coding region: 308-1663 (451 amino acids)
Biological process (GO): cell division
Molecular function (GO): protein binding
Source: RefSeq, a predicted model, not a curated record